AUGGAAGACCCGCGCAACGAAGUCCACGAUGUUGUCUAUGGAUUGGUCCGUGCCGAAAAUGCAGACAAGCAGCGUGAUGUUUUGCAGCGCUAUUACCUGCCGAGCGCAUCGUUUGACCACCCGAUGUGCUCUGUGACGCGCUCUCGCCACUCGCGUGAUGCCGGUGUUUUGCAGAUCUAUCAGUUCCUGCGCAUCCUCUUCAUGGACACUGAAAUCAAGAUUCAUUCGUCGUGCUUUGACGAGGAGAACAACCGUGUCUACCUCGAAGCCACGCAGCAUCUGCGCAGCUAUAUUCCCUUCGUACGCAAGUACCUGUAUGACAGAACUGCAAGACUUGUCGUCCUUUUGGAUCUUCGUAAGUUGGACGAUGGAAAGUACUACGUUUCGCGACAACAAGAUCUGUAUUCGAUCCAGGAGGAGGCGGAAACCAUCUUACCCGGCGGUUUCGACACUGUCAUCGUGAACAUCAAGGCGUUCGUUGGCCACCUUAUCAUGCUCCAAGUCGCAUUUUUUCAACUUCUUGGUAUUUGGACGGUGCGCAACUGA
Malassezia globosa CBS 7966 is the source of this 546-nucleotide messenger RNA. RefSeq lists its product as uncharacterized. Lineage: Eukaryota; Fungi; Basidiomycota; Malasseziomycetes; Malasseziales; Malasseziaceae. The record is from RefSeq and is a predicted model, not a curated record. The coding region runs from base 1 to 546 and encodes 181 amino acids. The transcript has a single exon.